AUGUCUGGAAACGUCGAUGAGGAGGCCAAAGUCACCCACACAGGCCCAAAGGGAGUGAUCAAUGACUGGAGGAGGUUUAAGCUUGAGAGCAUGGACCAGGAGUCCCUGCCCCCCCAGAAGAGAGAGCUGCUCAGGCAGAUGUCCUCCCCACACAGGCCCAAAGACGACGGCAGGGGAGGCCUCAACCGCAAGAUGAGCGUACAGGAGUACGAGCUGAUUAAGGAGGAUGACGAGAAGUGCAUGAAGAAGUACCGCAAGCAGUGCAUGCAGGAGAUGCACGAGCGCCUCAGCUUCGGUCCCAAGUUCGAGGGCGUGUACGAGCUGGACAGCGGCGAGGCAUUUCUGGAGGUCAUUGAGAAGGAGCACCGGCUCACCGUGGUGGUGGUGCACAUCUACAAGGAGGGGAUCAAAGGUUGCGAUGCGCUCAACUCCUGCCUGGACUGCCUGGCCACCGAGUACACUAGCGUCAAGUUUUGCAAGAUCGACGCCGGGGUGACUGGUGCGGGGGAGCGCUUCACUGAUGACGUCCUGCCCACCAUGCUGGUGUAUAAGGCUGGCGAGCUGCUGGGGAACUUCCUGGCCACCAACCAGCACUUCAACGAGGAGUUCUUCGCCACCGACGUGGAGGCUUUCCUCAACGGCUACGGCCUGCUGCCGGAGAAAGAUUUAGUCGUUGGGGGAGAGGAGGAGGAGGCAGCCGUGGAUGUGGAGGCAGUGGAGUGA
Salvelinus namaycush (lake trout) is the source of this 723-nucleotide messenger RNA. Its product is annotated as phosducin-like. The transcript is spliced from 3 exons. Bases 1 to 723 code for a protein of 240 amino acids. Lineage: Eukaryota; Metazoa; Chordata; Actinopteri; Salmoniformes; Salmonidae. The record is from RefSeq and is a predicted model, not a curated record. Gene Ontology annotation, biological process: regulation of G protein-coupled receptor signaling pathway.